Cylindrotheca closterium is the source of this 1110-nucleotide messenger RNA. NCBI's taxonomy places the organism in Eukaryota, Bacillariophyta, Bacillariophyceae, Bacillariales, Bacillariaceae. The record is from the annotation of a GenBank genome assembly.
AUGAGGAAUGUUGGAAAAUGGCAAGGAAUCACGAGAAUACACGAAACUGUACUGAAGCCAAAGAGAGCACGAUCAAACAAGAGAACCAAACUGUCCCAUACUCCCGUGUCUGAGCCCAUUGACACAACUCAAACUCCCACACCUGAGUCAAAUGGUGAGAACGGUGCACCCGUGCAAGAGAGCAUGGGAGCCCAUUCGAUCGACCGGAACGGCCAAGAUAGGCUAGGUCAACCCGAGCGGAACGGCCAAGAUAGGCUAGCUCACGACCGGAACGGCCGAGAUAGGCUAGGUCAACCCGAGCGGAACGGCCGAGAUAGGCUAGCUCACGACCGGAACGGCCAAGAUAGGCUAGGUCAACCCGAGCGGAACGGCCGAGAUAGGCUAGCUCACGACCGGAACGGCCAAGAUAGGCUAGGUCAACCCGAGCGGAACGGCCAAGAUAGGCUAGCUCACGACCGGAACGGGGAAGACCCCAUGCAUACUCAGCAAGAGAAUGAGCAAUUGAUUCAGAGGGAGACUCCAGCGUCUUCACAAAGGGAGACCCAAUCCGAUCCUCAGAGGGAGACACAAUUGUUUUCUCAGAGGGAGGAUGGAUCCGCCUCUCAGAGGGAGACAGAAAGAGUGAGUUUCCAACAUCCGGCGCUGCAGGGAACAGUAAACUCCCAAACACAAGCAAUUCAAGCCCUGAAAGCACACAAAUCCUCCUCACAGAAACGAAAACGAGGACGAGAGGAGAUGGAAGAAACUGAAACUGCGACGUCCCUUGAGGAACAUCGCCGCGAAAUGCAAUUGACGAUCCGAUGUUAUAAAACUGAGAUCGCCAGAGAGGUUCAUGCAGAAGAGCUGGUCGAGCAAUGCAUGACUUCAAAUCCGUUUGCAUUCGCAGCGACGCUUGCAGAUGAAGACACUAUGUAUCUGAAUCAGGCAAAGAAAGAACCUGACUGGGUACAGUUUCACGAAGCAAUGGUCAAAGAAAUACAAGACCACACUGAGGGGAAACACUGGGAAGUCGUUCCAAGAAGUUCCAUGCCAGAAGGCCACCGUGCCAUGCGUGGAGUAUGGUCCAUGAAGCGAAAGCGGAGAGUGGGAACCGGAGAAGUCUACAAAUGA